CUGUGCAACCUUAAUAUGCAUAAAAAACACGGCAGAAGAAAAGAGACGGGAAUGAAAGUGUCUCAGGAUAUAUACCUUUCUACGGCUCAUGUACGUACACGUCACAUGGCACAAAUACUAUACACCACUAGCUGGUGGAAAAUAAUAAAUAAAGCGGCAAACGCAAAUGGGAAUUGGGAUCGUUUUCAUCCAGGAAGCUGCAGAAGUUUACGUGAAACCGGGCGACAAAAACUCAAUACAAAAAUCAUUUCCAAACUUCUUUAUCGACAUUUACACGAUUCACCCGACAUACUCUCGCAAAGUUCCCCCGAUCGUAAUGCAAAGAUCAGAAAAAUGAUCGAAGUCACACGUUCAACUCGGUACACGGAGAUUGUAGAACGCAACGGAACACAUCCAGAACAAAAAGAAAUGUCCAUCGGACAGACUCAGCUUAUUGCAACCCAUGAUGCCGAUUUUGCGUUUAUGGACAACAGUUUGAAUAAUCUGCAGGAAGCGAUGCACGAUGAUAAACAAAGGUUUCUUCAAGCUUGUCGGGAGUUAGUUGAUCCAUACCAGAAACGGUUAGACCAGGUAGAAGUCGGCCUGGAAGCGAAUGCUCAUAUGUUUGAGCAAUGUAAGCAAUUGGAGGAAGAAAUGCGAAAAGAAAAAGAUUCCAUUCGAAAGAGUUUACUAGGGUUACUUGAGACGAGCCGUAAGAAACGUGCCCUGCGAGAGAAGGCAAUUUCCACUAUACUGGACCAAUUGUAAUCUAGGCAUACUGAAUCGUUGAAUUGUGAAUAUUUGAGAAAUAAAUCAGUUUAAAGUAA
Topomyia yanbarensis is the source of this 806-nucleotide messenger RNA. RefSeq lists its product as uncharacterized. Bases 16 to 747 code for a protein of 243 amino acids. The record is from RefSeq and is a predicted model, not a curated record. The transcript has 2 exons. Lineage: Eukaryota; Metazoa; Arthropoda; Insecta; Diptera; Culicidae.